Setaria italica (foxtail millet) is the source of this 1310-nucleotide messenger RNA. RefSeq names its product fatty acid desaturase 4, chloroplastic. The coding region runs from base 169 to 1083 and encodes 304 amino acids. The record is from RefSeq and is a predicted model, not a curated record. Lineage: Eukaryota; Viridiplantae; Streptophyta; Magnoliopsida; Poales; Poaceae. The transcript has 2 exons.
AUCCAUGCAUAACCAUACACCUGCACUUUAAGCGAGAGGCAAAUUAAAGACAGACUUCCACGCCAUUUGCCGUUCCAGUUUCCUCAAGCUCUCCGUUUGAUACAGACCUCAGCUAGCAGCUCACGAGUCACGAGCUCGCACGUCACGCGCGGAUCGCGAGCCGCAGCCAUGUACACCCUCACCCCGCGCUGCCACCUCCCGCCGCUCCGCCAGUCGCUGCCGCCGUGCCAGGCCGCCUCGACGACGACGUCGCCGCCGCCGCCGCUGCCGUCAUCAUCACUGUCCGCCCGGUCGCGCGCCGAUCCGGACGAGCUGCGGUCGACGUGGCCGCAGCGGGCGUGGACGCUGGCGGGCUCGGCCGCCAUCCUCUCCUCCCUCUCCACGUCCGCCUCCCUCGUCGCCGCGGGCUCGGGGGGCUCCGCCGCCGAGCCCCUCGCCGCGGCGCUGGCCGCCUACUCCCUCGCCGACCUCGCCACGGGCGUCUACCACUGGUUUGUCGACAACUACGGCGACGCCGACACCCCCGUGUUCGGCGCCCAGAUCGCCGCGUUCCAGGGCCACCACCGCUACCCGUCCACCAUCACCCGCCGGGAGCCCUGCAACAACCUGCACGCCCUCGCGCGCGCCGCCGCGCUCGCGCUGGUCCCCGCCGACGCCGCGCUCUCCGCCGCGUCCGCGCCCGCGGCGGCGCACGCCUUCGCCGGCGCGUUCGCGGCCUGCGUCGUGCUCAGCCAGCAGUUCCACGCGUGGGCGCACGAGAAGCGCCGCCGGCUGCCGCCCGGCGUCGAGGCGCUGCAGGCCGCCGGCGUGCUCGUGUCGCGGGCGCAGCACGCCGCGCACCACCGCCAGCCGUACAACACCAAUUACUGCAUCGUCAGCGGCAUGUGGAACGGGGUGCUGGACAGGUACAGGGUGUUCGAGGCGCUCGAGAUGGUUGUCUUCCUCCGCACCGGCGUCCGGCCGCGGUCGUGGGACGAAACGGGCGCCUCGUGGAUGGAGGUCGCCGGAGACGAUGUGGCCGCCACAGCCGCCGCCGGCGACGAUGGCUUGUUGCAGACGGCGUCGAGCAUCAGCUCUGACUGACGUUCUCAUUUGGAGGAACAAUGGUGCUAAGUAGGCUGGAGAGAAACACAAUCAAAGAAAGUUUUUAGUUUUUUUUUGGUUAAUCCCAACAGUAUAUAUUCUUUCCUGUUAUUUUCUCCUGUUCUGUGUAAAGAUUGUGUUGUAAUACUGUAGCUAGUCUGGGAAAGAGAAAGAUUGGUGAUAUUUGAAAUUCGAUAUCAAAAUGCUUUUCCUAUUGUGCUCUAGAA